UGCCCACAGUGCACAUUUCGACGUGCGAGUGCAUGUCCCGGCGGCUCGCUUAGUGAACACACCACUACGCAGUCUGUUGUUUCCAUCCCUUCGACUAAGUCCUGUCAUCGACUAGCGACAAGCGCACACACAUCACAUAGCUAGUACUAGGACGUCUUCAUCUGUACAGACGGGACAGCCAGCCAGCCAUGAAGAAAAAAAAGGCCAACAAGAAAGGCACAAGGUACAAUGGCUCACCGACUCACCUAGCAGGCACGGACACAUGCACAUGGCAAUGGACCCCUCUCUCCUUCUCUCUCCUCUGGCUGUGUGUCGGUGUGUGCGCGUCUGAACGCGCUUGUGUGAGUGACUGUGAUUGUACUGUUUACGUACGCCCGCAAAAAGCACGCCGCCACAUCUGACUGACUACCACCGACUCACGGCACAUCACAUCACGGGCAGCACUCAGAAAAGGGGAUGAAUAGAAAACCACGGCAAAAUCAACGUCCAUAUACACACAUGGCUGCCAGCCUGUCGGUGUGGCUGGGUGGCUGCCGACUAGGUUUGGGGCGUCCAGGGAGGGGUACCCCUUGUGUGAGGGUGGGUGUCUUAGUGCUGUCUAUGCUAUCUAUACACUAGUGCAUCAAUCAGUCAAAGGAUGGAUGGAUGCCCUGUACGUACGAUCGUCAGUCAAUACUACCCACUCAAUCGUUGGUCCCACCUGCGCCAGAACAGACACACAAGGAAACACAAAAGACGGCAUUCUUCAAGCGCGAUGCUCUUCGCAUGCGUGUGUGCAUGCGUGUGUGUGUAUGUUAGAUGAGAUGCAGGCACAGGCGUAGCGUACCCCAUUCGAGGAUGACCUUGAUUGUACGCUCCUUCAUUGAGGGACUCGCCCGCAGGGAUUCCUGCACAGCUAUCACACCCUGCGGACCUGCAGGAACACAUGUGCCCACCACACACACACAGACAGACAGACAGACCGAUGGACAGGUAUGCACACGGGCGUCUCUCUCCUCUGACCGAUGAAGUUCCCCCCCAGGUUGAGGUAGGUGAGUGUGGGGUGGUGCCUGAGGCCGUCAGCCAGCGCACGGCCGCCACGCUUGCGGAUCUUGUUGCCUGCAUGCCACACACAUACAUCCCAUGCACACGAAUCGAUCAACCAAUGCGCCCACAUAAAUGUGCCCACAGAGAUAGAGAGCGGCGGCUUACUCCUGAGUGAGAGGUGCGUGAGCGAUUUGUUUCUGCUGAGUGCCCUGCCGAGCGCCACGGCGCCGUCGUCGCCGAUGACGUUGCUGCUCAGGUUGAGCACCCGCAGCGUCCGGUGGGCCGCUAUCGCACGACCCAACACACCGGCAGCAAAGUCGUUCAACCAGUUGCCUGAAGACACACACAUACAUGUGCACACACGUGGGCAGACAGUCCUGCGCAAUGCACAUGUCUGUCGGUAUGGUAUCGCUCGGCAUGUGUGUAUGAGUGCGUGCCUCUGAGGUAGAGUUCCUCAAUGGUUGGGUGGUCAAUCAGGAGCUGAGCCAGCAGGGCAACCGCCGUCAGGUCACCCCGGAGAGUGUGGUCCAGACGGUACACACGCGGGGGGCCAGUCGUCAUGCGCCAGCGGCUGGGCACCAACUACUCACACAGACAGAGAAAGAUGCACACCUUGAGGGAAGUGACGAAGGUGGGUUGGCAAGUAGGUAGGUAGGUAUAUUGUACCGGUCCGACAUGGAGGCGGUUGACAGUGGCGAUGGACUGCGAUUGGGUGACGAGCAUGGCCAGCAUCGCGACGCCCUGGAAGCCCACCCAGCUUUCCUCAUCUGACGGAGGGCCAACGAAACCCACAGCUGACACGGAACAGACAAACACGCACAUUCGAUUCUCUGUCCCUCCAUCUGUCCCUUUGUCUGCUUCCUCCAUCCCUCCUCCCUCCCUCCCUCCCUGUCUGUCUGUCUGUCUGUGUCCGUACGUACGUACGUUUCGGUCUGAAUCUGGCGUGUCUGAUAUGGCUGUUUGCAGCAAUGGCCCCAACCAGCCGCCGCCACCCCUCAGAGGUCAAGUGCCGGACCACCGACUCGAUGACCACCUCGCCCUCCCGCCAGUCCAGCACACAACUCCCCCGCACAACCUCACCUCCAUCACCCCCAUCGGGGGCCGCCUUGGCGGCCGUUGCGGCACCGGUGUCGUUGGUCUCAUGAUGCUCAGCCAGUUUGAUGACCACCGUCCUUUCCUUUUCCCUCUUUCUGUCUUUUGCUGGGGGCGACAGCUGCUUUGGGGCUAUGCCGACCCCGCGGCCGUCCUCUUGCUCUCCUUCUCCCGUUAUCUCGUCAUGGGCAACGGGUAUGGCGAGCGUGGCUGGCGGCCCGAUCUCCUCUGUGCCGAAGUCAAUGCGGCCGCCUCGGUCGACAUAACUGAGGGAAUGAGUGCGUGUCGACACAUGCAUUUCAUCUAUGGGUGUACGAAUCUCCUCACGUACGUCUCGAGGGCGCGGUCAAUCCGGCGCAUGGCGGCUGAAGACGUGGGCUGCUUUGUGGAGGGCUUCAGAGGCACCGCCGCUGCACACAGAGAGAGAAUGAACACGGACAUGUGCGUCCCCUUCUGUCUGUCUGUCUGUCUGUGGUUGUGGUUGUGUUGUGGUGUGCAUACGCGUGGGGGGCUUCUCUGGUGUUGUGGUUGUGGUCGGCGGCUGUUGCUGCUGGUCCUGUCGUUGCUGUUGCUGUUGCUGAGCUGCUGGGGGGGACUCCAGCAACGCCUGCAGCAGCUCACGCGGGGGCUCUCCAUACACGUGCCUGCAGAGGGCCACGGCGACACAACAUGCAGACGUGACAUGGCCCCCACCCACUUACAGCGAUAGAUACACUGACUGCCUGGCCGACUGACCUGAAUGCCGCCCGCCACACUCGGUAUUCCGAGGGGUAGCCAAAGAUUCUCUUGGUGCGCCGACAGUAGAGGUGGAACACACUCAGCUGGAUCACAGAGAGCAGCAGGCCGCUCACGAGCGCCGCGUCGACGUCCGUCCUCUCCCUCGCAGGCAGCCAUGUGGACCGUGCAGGUGAAAGAUCCACACCUAGGGCGCCCUCAGACAUGUAGUCGUAGAGGCAAGUGACGACCAGCAGAUAGACCUGGGCCAGCAGAACCACAGGCAGGCCGAGCCACGUGUAGGUCCCGAUCCGCACAACCAUGUACCCCUCGAUCCUGCUCCACGUCCACUCGUGCACACGCGGCAGCGACGACAGCCACCACCACCCCCGGCUCAUGCCCUGCCGCUCGCCGGUCUCUCUUUCGCCCCCACUGGUAUCUCGUCCUGACUGUCUCAUGGCUUUGGGGCUGUCAGACCUCUCGGCCUCCUCCCUGCAGAACCGAGAUGUGCGUGUGGACGGCAGAAUGGGCCGCGGGGGGUGCAGCACGCUCCGCCCAGGGUCGAUCAGCUUGAGCUGCGGCGGUCUCCGGGCAGUCGAUGAGCUUGAGCUGGGUUUGUCGUGUGAGAGUGGUGGAGAGUCGGGGGCGCUAGAUGAACUCGCGUCGAUGGGUGGAGGGGCGGGUUGCUGCGGCAGACGCUUCUGCCGGUGUUGGUGGGCGGCGCUGCGACCGCUCCGGACGGUGAGGGCGAGCAGGGACGCGUCGACAAGGGCCAGGGUGGGCGCCCCGAGGGUGAAGAAGAGGCACCCCUCACUCCACACAUCUGCGAUCAAUAGACGGACAGACGGAUGGGCAGACAGACGAGACACAGACAGACAGACAGACAUCCGUCCAUGAAUUGUUCAGGUGUGGUUCGUCACUCCUUACUGAUGGGGACACAGGCGCAUGCGUCCCUUCUCAUCUCGCUGACGAUGGCCGCCCCGCCCACAAACAGCCCCGUCAGCCAGUAGGUCAGUAUGACCACCAGGAACAUCCCCAGCCCCCAAAGACGCACCUCCCACCCGCCCAGAUUGUCCUCGGACGAGUGCCACCCCAUCAACACGCACGACAGCCACAGGUUGACUGCCAGGCUGACCAGGAAGACCGGCACCAGCCACAGCGACGGGUGGCGGCUUAGAAAACGCACAAAUCGUCGGUGGCACGAUCGCUCGGCCUCUUGCUGCGACCGCACGGCGUGUGGGGGCUCGGUGAGUGGCGGGGGAGGCGGCCUGGCCCUUCUGGCUACCUUGGGCGAGGACGGGUGUGAGGUGUUGGCCACUUCGAUGGCCGCGCGGAGAGCUGCCUUGGUUUUGUCUUUGUUGGACAAGGGCGUGGUGGGCCCGGCUGAGGUGGGCAGCUACAUUAAGGCACACCACACACACACACACACACAGGUAUGCAUCCACGAGGGAUGGACCAUCUGCCUUCUUUUCCUUGUCUGUUGUUGCUCGCGCACCUCUGGCGGCUCGGCUGAGUGAAUGGCUGUGGAGACCACGACUCUCGCGCUGCACACAAGCCAGACAGACCGACAGAAUGAGACAAAGACAGACAGAUGACUGUGUGUGCUGUCGGAAUAUGUAUGUGCUGUUGGAGCAACUGAGUGUGCCUUCCGGCUGUGAACUACUACCUCUGGGCAGGGCCGUGAGUCACAAGAGCUGCUUCUUCAUCUCUCUCGACUGUUGGCUCAGAAACAGCCACACGGCAGCCUGCCAUCACUGAAUGAGACAAUCAAAAGACACACAAUCACACAAACGGGGGCCAUUCACACCGGUGCACCAUUGAGCUUACUCUCAGUGUUCAACCAACGCAGCAGCUGCCUGCUCUGUGAGUCUUCACAAAAUGACACCGACUGACAGCAUAUAGAUCAAAACUACACUAGGGGACACACCACUCAAGCCUUUUCGCCGAACGAUGCAGGCAU
This is a messenger RNA of Vitrella brassicaformis, 4792 nucleotides long. Lineage: Eukaryota; Vitrellaceae. The record is from the annotation of a GenBank genome assembly.